GCACUGAAAUUUAAGAAGUUCUCUUUGCUGGGGUGGAGUGAUGGUGGAAUUACAGCACUCAUCGCAGCUGCAAAGUAUCCAGCUCUUAUCCACAAGUUGGUUGUCUGGGGAGCAAAUGCCAGCGUUACUCAAGAGGAUGUGAGAAUUUAUAAUGGCAUCCGAGAUGUUUCAAAAUGGAGUGAAAAGGUCAAGAAACCACUGGAAGAUAUGUAUGGACAUAAGUACUUUGCAAAAACUUGUGCCGCUUGGGUAGAUGGAAUAUCUCGCUUUGCUGAGAAAUCAGAUGGUAACAUCUGCCAGCAGUUGCUGCCAGAUAUUAAAUGUCCCACAUUUAUAAUUCAUGGUGAGAAAGACCCUUUGGUUCCACAAGCUCACGCAGAAUACAUUCAUAAGCACAUCAAAGGCUCUCGGCUGCUUCUGAUGCCAGAAGGAAAGCAUAAUCUACACCUGCGUUUUGCAGAGGACUUCAACAGACAAGUGGAAGGUUUCCUACGCUAACUUAAACUGUAAAAGAAGUUAGAGGUGUUUGUCCUUGCCUUAUUUAGGAAUUUAAGUUGGCUUUCCAUUUUCAUUCAAAUUACAGGUAGGUUUGAGUCCUGUAAGAAAAAAAAUGAAAGAUAUUUGCAUGAGAAGCAUCCAUUUUGAGAUUAUGUAAGCCUCAGUUGAUCAGAGUGCACCACUGUGCUGCAAGAUUUCUGACACGCCUUUAAACUUACUUCUUGCCACAUAAGCGAAAUAGCUGUUCUUUUUCCAAUAGAGGUGUUAAGAAAGACAGAAAACAUGAUCUAGAAUACAUGCCUUUAUGUGCUCUUAACAUUAAAGGACAAAAA
Messenger RNA from Cariama cristata (Red-legged seriema), 830 nucleotides. RefSeq names its product biphenyl hydrolase-like (serine hydrolase) (gene BPHL). Lineage: Eukaryota; Metazoa; Chordata; Aves; Cariamiformes; Cariamidae. The record is from RefSeq and is a predicted model, not a curated record. The transcript has 4 exons. The annotation marks the transcript as partial.